Messenger RNA from Oncorhynchus keta (chum salmon), 1143 nucleotides. RefSeq names its product serine/threonine-protein kinase haspin-like. The transcript is spliced from 3 exons. Gene Ontology annotation, biological process: intracellular signal transduction; mitotic cell cycle. Lineage: Eukaryota; Metazoa; Chordata; Actinopteri; Salmoniformes; Salmonidae. Gene Ontology annotation, molecular function: histone H3T3 kinase activity. The record is from RefSeq and is a predicted model, not a curated record. Gene Ontology annotation, cellular component: cytoplasm; nucleus. Bases 80 to 625 code for a protein of 181 amino acids.
GUCUAACCUGUCUGUCUCUCUGUCUGUCUCUCUGUCUCUCUGUCUAACCUGUCUGUCCUCAGAGACCUCCACUGGGGUAAUGUCUGUCUGUCUGUCUAACCUGUCUGUCCUCAGAGACCUCCACUGGGGUAAUGUCUGUCUGUCUAACCUGUCUGUCUGUCUAACCUGUCUGUCCUCAGAGACCUCCACUGGGGUAAUGUGUUGGUUCAGUCCACUAAGGAGAAGGAGGGAGUUUCCUCCUCAAUGGAACAAACCAUUCCUUAGAGACCAGGGGGUGAGCGUACGCAUCAUCGACUACUCCCUCUCCAGGCUCGAGAUCGAUGGUCUCACCGUGUCCUGUGACAUCUCAGAGGAUGAGGAGUUGUUCCAGGGCCAUGGAGACCUGCAGUUUGACAUCUACAGACUCAUGAGACAGGAGAACGGUAACAAGUGGGGUGACUACCAGCCCCAUUCCAAUGUGUUGUGGCUCCACUACCUGAGCUCCAAGCUGCUGACUAUGACCUAUAAGAGUCGAGGGGGGCGGGGCGUCAAGCAGGCCAGGUUGGACCUGCAGCGUUUCCACGACGAUGUCCUCACCUUCCGAUCUGCCUCUGACAUACUGUACAACUGUGGCCUGUUCCAAUGAGAGAGAGUGUGUGUGUGUGUGUGUGUGUGUGUGUGUGUGUGUGUGUGUGUGUGUGUGUGUGUGUGUGUGUGUGUGUGUGUGUGUGUGUGUGUGUGUGUGUGUGUGUGUGUGUGUGUGUGUGUGUGUGUGUGUGUGUGUGUACUGCCACAUAUUGUUGUUGUUAGCUUGGUUAGCGGGAUGCUAAGUGGUUAGCGGGAUGCUAAGUGGUUAGCGGGAUGCUAAGUGGUUAGCCAGGAUGCUAAGUGGUUAGCGGGAUGCUAAGUGGUUAGCAGGAUGCUAAGUGGUUAGCCAGGAUGCUAAGUGGUUAGCGGGAUGCUAAGUGGUUAGCGGGAUGCUAAGUGGUUAGCCCUAUAGCGGUAGGCUACAGUAUUGUGUAGAAUCCAGUCGUAACCUUUUUUGGAGGUGAACUCUUCUUGUGAACAAUAUUUAUAAACCCAGAAGACUGUAAUGGCUUUGUAUUCUAAAAUUAAAAAGGGGUUUUGUUAUUAAACGUUGAAUUAAGAAACGAUGACCAAAAA